Molecule: messenger RNA, 872 nt
Organism: Boeremia exigua
Lineage: Eukaryota; Fungi; Ascomycota; Dothideomycetes; Pleosporales; Didymellaceae
Exons: 3
Coding region: 195-746 (183 amino acids)
Source: RefSeq, a predicted model, not a curated record
CCUUGUUUUAAACACGUCAUGAUACUAGGGUUCUCAAUGUGGACUUAUCGGUAGAGGUGCAUAGCGGGGGCGGCGCAGCGUGUUGCUCUGACGAUGCCCGACCGCCGAGGUCUGCGCCACACAUUUGUUUUGUACAUAUCCAAUCCGCCUAUCACCUAUUGAUCACGAGUUGCUACUUUACAAAAAGCCGUAUCAUGGCUGACGAAUCGACCCCAUUGAAGCCGUAUGGUUUCAUCAUCUACCGCGGCGACUACAGCGAUGAAGCUCGUUGGGAACAGUUCAUGGCUUAUUUGAAGCAUCAAACGCGCUGCGGAUUGGAGUCAGAGGGAAAAGACCAUCUGUACGAUCGGAUUGAUUGGAAAGUCAUAUCUUCACCCGACUUACAGGACGAAGAUCCAGAUGUGAUCCGCGAAAAGUUCCAGCAGUGGCUCGAAUCUGGGGAAGAGGAAUUCGACCCAAACAGCUACCGUCAUCGUGCUUGCAUCUACGUCAACGAGUGUUGUCUCGAUUGUCACGAUAACUUCAUCCAAGACAAGUCUCUGGAGAACGACGAUCCAGUCGACUUAGUGGACACUGAAGGUUUCUCGUUUGCAAUUCUUGUCUCGAGGUUUGAGGAAGAAGGGUGGGUAAUGGUGGGGACAUCGUAUCUCAUGCCAAGAGCGGGAGAUACUAUUCUGAUGCAGGGUGAGGGCAGGGGCUGGAAUGAGAUUUAUCGGGAGGAGGGCGAAGUCGCUGUGCGGUUCUGAUUUCAUAUACUUGGACACACAUAUCCACAGUCUCGGCAUGUUCCUGGCUUGACCACUUCAAUCCCGCUCCCUCAGCGCUACCAGAGCUUAGCAGGUCCUGCAACGCAGGCAUCAGAGGUUCACGGA